UGUCCACGUGGUCCACAAUUAGUAUGGGAGGUGAGUGAUACCAUUUCGCCUUGGGUUGUGGCCUCUUUCGCUUCUAUAAUCUCACCUGCUGCAGUUCUUUUAAACGCGUCAGUAAUCAUAGCAGUAAAGAAAAGGAAAGAAUUGCAGAAACUUUCCAAUAUUCUGUUGUUAAGUCUGGCCGUUACGGACCUUGUAGGCGGUGGUAUAUGUGUGCCGUUGUCUGCUUUAGAAGGAUUCUUUCUUGUCUAUCAAAUACUGACUGAACAAAAUAUUUGCACGUUAGAUGAGGUAACUUCCUUGUCCACCUUCACUCUGACAUUUUGUUCGCUUUUCCACCUGGCACUGGUUGCAUGGGAGAGGUACGUGGCCAUUCGAAAAUGGAGGGAUUACAGAGUUAUAGUGACUAAAGGCCGCUUGCAAAAGCUGGCAACGAUAGCACGGAUUUCAGCAACAGUAUUCGUAUUGAGCCCAAACCUCAUUGUUAUAGCGGUCGGUGGGGAUGAGAAUAAUAUCGUCCAACAGAUUAUGUUCACCAUUCCAGCUGUUUCAAUACUUUGUAUUCUAGUACUCAUCGUAUAUUUUUACGUCAUGAUAUACCGUGAAGUUCGCAAACGCAAAUUCAAUAAAAUUAUUCCUCAGGUCAGCCAGUUAAUGACAAUGAAAAUCGACAACAGGGUUGCUAAGACUACUGCUUUGGUUACAGCGGCACUGAUUCUUUCCUUCGUUCCUGUUGUUUCUGUCGCUUUUCUGGCUGAGGUUUUUCCCAUUCUUCAUAAAAUGUCAUCAUGGCGAAUAGCGGAGGCACUGGUGCUUUCAAAUUCUGUGGUUAAUCCACUCAUUUACUGCUACAGGGACUGCCGUUUUAGGAACGCCGUGCUCGAGAUUCUGAAGAUUAAAAAACCU
Porites evermanni is the source of this 903-nucleotide messenger RNA. The record is from the annotation of a GenBank genome assembly. NCBI's taxonomy places the organism in Eukaryota, Metazoa, Cnidaria, Anthozoa, Scleractinia, Poritidae.